AAUCCAUCCACAAUGAGCAAGUGGAGGAAGGUGCUCAGUAUAUCAGCACAAGGCCUUAUACUCAGUAUAUCUCAGAAUGUGCUGUCCCCCAACACCCUCAAAUGAUGCUCUCCUCUUAUCCUUCUCCAUCUCUCACCACCAAGUAUUCUCUAUAUAUAUACUCCUUCAUGGGUCUCCUCUAAAACACCCACCAAAACCUUUCUCUUCUGUUAACACUCAUUAAAGAGAAGAAGAAGAAGAAUAAGAACUAAAAGAGAGAGAGAGAGAGAGAUGGUGAAGUUCUCAAAGCAGUUUGAGGGGCAACUCAUUCCUGAGUGGAAGGAGGCCUUUGUUGAUUAUUGGCAACUUAAGAAGGACAUAAAGAAGAUCCAACCCCUUGAAGCACCACCCAACACUAUAGGGACCAUUAACAAGCCAAUCACAAAGCCUUCUAUAGCUCAGAGGCUAAUCUCACCACUGCAUAAGCUCCCACUCUUUAGCUCCCAUGGCCACAAGGAUCAUGGAGUCAUACAGGUUCACAAAAAGCUCGCGAGCUCUGCGAGCAGCGGGGACAUGUACGAGACCGAACUCCUAGAGCAGUUCGCCGACACCGACGCAGCGAAAGAGUUCUUCGCGAGGCUCGACCUCCAGCUGAACAAGGUGAACCAGUUCUACAAGGGGAAGGAGAAGGAGUUCCUGGAGCGAGGGGCCUCUUUGAUGAAGCAGAUGGAGAUUCUCCUCGAUCUUAAGGCGGCGCUGAAGCAGCAAAAGGAGAAGUGUUCAUCAAAGGAUGAUCCCUCCAUCUCUUGUUCCCUUGCAUCUGAAGAGGGAUCCGCGAGGGGCCCAACAAUAGAAGAAGAGCAAGUCCAAGAGAGCCCAACACUAGCAUUUGAAAGGAAUAAUAGUAGUGGCCAAACAGAGAACAUACUAUCAAGCUCUCAUCAAAGGCUAGAUGACUCAGGGAGGCUUGUGAUGAAGCCAAAGAGGGAGGAAGGGAAGCUCAGAAAAAGCCUCUCAGGGAGGGUAAUAAGUUGCCAAGGGAAGAACCUGAGGAUAAACAUACCCCUCACCACACCUUCUAGAACCUUCUCAGCUCUCACUUACUUGGUGUGGGAGGACCUUGUGAGCCAAUCAAAGAAAUGUGGCAAUGAGGGGGAUCAGAAGCUCAAGAUCAACAAAAGCAACCUCCACCAUGCUGAGAAGAUGAUUAGAGGGGCCUUCAUUGAGUUGUACAAAGGAUUAGGAUACCUAAGUACAUAUAGGAACCUGAACAUGUUGGCUUUUGUGAAGAUUAUGAAGAAGUUUGACAAGGUGACAGGAAAACAAGCUCUACCAAUAUAUAUUAAAGUAGUGGAGAGCUCCUAUUUCAAUAGCUCAGACAAGGCCAUUAAACUAAUGGACGAGGUGGAAGAGUUGUUCGUCAAACACUUCGCCGAAGAUGACAAGAGGAAGGCCAUGAAGUAUCUUAACCCCCAUCAGCACAAAGAAUCGCACGGGGUCACGUUCUUCAUCGGACUAUUUACGGGAUGCUUCGUCGCGCUCUUGGUGGGUUACUGCAUUAUGGCGCGCAUAGCGGGGAUGUACACUCGCCAAUCCGACUCAAUCUACAUGGAAACUGUGUAUCCUGUUAUUAGCAUGUUCAGCCUCUUGUUUCUGCACUUGUUCCUCUACGGAUGCAACAUAUUCAUGUGGCGCAAGGCGCGGAUAAACUACAGCUUCAUAUUCGAAUUCGCGCCGACGAAGGAGCUCAAAUACAGAGAUGUGUUCCUGAUAUGCACCGCGUCGAUGACGAUAGUUGUGGGCGUGAUGUUCGCGCACUUGACGCUUACGGUGAAGGGGCACUCUUCGUCGUCGACUCGAGCGCAGGCGAUCCCCGGCAUUUUGCUCCUGAUGUUCCUGAUGUUGCUGGUAUGCCCUUUCAAUAUCGUCUAUCGGUCGAGCCGCUAUUGCUUCCUCAGAAUCUUAAGAAACAUCAUCUUGUCUCCUCUGUACAAGGUUGUUAUGGUUGAUUUCUUCAUGGCUGAUCAACUAUGUAGUCAGGUUCCGAUGCUUCGGAGUCUCGAAUAUUUGGCUUGCUACUACAUAACUGGGAGUUACAAGACACAAGAUUAUGGAUACUGCAUGAGAGCUAAACAUUUCAGGGACUUAGCUUAUGCUGUGUCCUUCUUACCUUACUACUGGAGAGCCAUGCAGUGCGCGAGGAGGUGGUUCGACGAGGGAGAGACGAGCCACCUCGUGAACUUAGGGAAGUACGUGUCCGCCAUGCUCGCGGCGGGCGCGAAAGUGGCCUACGAGAAGGAGAAGAGCAUCGGAUGGCUCUCGCUCGUCGUCGGGGUCUCGAGCGCCGCGACGAUCUACCAAUUGUAUUGGGACUUUGUUAAGGAUUGGGGCCUGCUCCAACUCGACUCGAAGAACCCCUGGCUCAGGAACGAUCUCAUCCUCCGAAGAAAAUUCGUGUACUACUUGUCGAUGGGUUUAAAUCUUUUGCUGAGGCUUGCUUGGCUACAAACAGUUGUACACCCAAAUUUUGGGAGUUUGGAUUCUAGGGUUACUUCACUUUUCCUAGCAGCUCUUGAGGUGAUUCGGCGCGGACAGUGGAAUUUCUAUAGGUUGGAGAAUGAGCAUCUGAAUAAUGCUGGAAAAUUUAGGGCAGUGAAAACUGUUCCAUUGCCUUUUCAUGAAGUGGAACAGGAUUGAGAGAACACUUAAUAUAAGCUUGAUCAAUAAGCCAUGAUC
Messenger RNA from Ananas comosus (pineapple), 2715 nucleotides. RefSeq names its product phosphate transporter PHO1-3-like. NCBI's taxonomy places the organism in Eukaryota, Viridiplantae, Streptophyta, Magnoliopsida, Poales, Bromeliaceae. Bases 271 to 2676 code for a protein of 801 amino acids. Gene Ontology annotation, molecular function: inositol hexakisphosphate binding. Gene Ontology annotation, biological process: phosphate ion transport; cellular response to phosphate starvation. The record is from RefSeq and is a predicted model, not a curated record. The transcript has 14 exons. Gene Ontology annotation, cellular component: trans-Golgi network; plasma membrane; Golgi apparatus.